GCUCGCGCAAUCCACAUUCCUCUUGGUUGGAAUUGCAGAGGGCGCAAGGAACACAGCCCGUAAAUCACAAUUCCUCUCUGUCUUUCUCUCUGAGCCUCGAUCAAUUUCUCUUCGCCUGCCACCAGGCAGUUCCAAGUAGUCGUCGUAAACAAAAAAUAUUCGUUUUUUUAAGAGGCGACUCUGAGACAACAGAGGCAUUUCACAUGUUAGUUCUUUUUUAUUUUUUUCUAAUUUUUUUGUCCAGAUGCCGAACCACAGCAGUCUGCUUCUGAGGCGAGUGCUGCUGUAGGAAGGAAAGAAGACACUGCCAACGGACAAAAAAAAAUAAAAUUAUAAAAGAGCAGUUACGUGUUAUCAUGCUUCAUGCAUCCAUGAGGCGAAAAUGCAGCUUGUGGAGGCUGGCAUCGCUGCAGUCGGUUCUGUGAGUCUACGGCGGGAGCUCAGAGGAGCGGGAGAGGAACACAGCACCACCGCUGCUGCAGCAAGACGGAGUACGAGGCUGACUCUACUUGCCCCCACAUUCAUAGAAAUGGCAGCCAAGACAGAAAAGGCUCCUGUGUGGUAGCCCCCUCGUGUGUGCCAUCAGGGACUGUGGAGCAGAAACACUGGUUCCCAUAUUUUGACAGCUAAACCAACAGGGGCCUUCUUAUUCCAACUGAUCUUGACUGGGCUACAAUAAGCACUAGGAGGCUUCUGAAAUAAUCUCACACACACACAAACACACACUCCUAUAGUCCCAUGAGCGGCCUGUCUGGGCGUCUUCGAUCAGGCGGCGUGCGCGUUGUGUGUGGGGGGGUGGCGGAGGAAGAGGACUGCGCCGAGCCGGGGGAGGCCUGGGGGGGCCCAGAGAGGGAGGAGGAGGAGGGGGCCCCCGCCACUGCGGCGGUCGCCAGUGGCUCCGUAGGACCCGGUCCCCGUCCCAGUCCUGGUCCUGGCUCAGGUCCGGUGGCGAGUUCGGGUCUGGGUUCUGGUCCCGUACCCUCGGGCCCCUCAGCCUCUGCUGGGCAGUACGGCAUCCGCCCCCCUCACUCCCUGGCCAAUGGCCUACGUAGCCAUGACAACCAGCGCAGGGCGUCCUCGUGUAAGCACAGGGGCGAGGAGGCUACGGUUACCACAACGACAACAGCGGCGACACCUGCGAGCCUGCAUCAGCAGGAUCGGCAAGCCCACGCCCCCAUCAACACCCCACCUCAACGGCCGCCAGAGACGCACACAGCCCAGCCCUCAGAGCUGCCCACAGAGUCUCACACAGUGUCUCAUACGCCAGGGUGCACUCGCUCAGAAAUGGAGCUGGAAUCGACAGCGGUGCAGUCACAGUCACAGCCGCCGACACAGACACAGACGCACAACCAAACGCCGUCGCCGCUCGUCAAGUCUGUGCCGUCUGGGCAUCCCCCGCUCUCCUCAACCAGCUCCACCCUCACCAACACCAUGACCGGCACCGCCACCACCCCCAGCCCCACCACAGCCCUCCCCCUUGACCACACCAAGCCAAAUCACACAACCACCACAACACCAACAGCCGCCACCACCGCUUCUGCCGCGGUCACCGUGUGCGGGACGGGCGGUGUCGGUGUCGGUGCCUGUGGUGCCGCCCCUAACACCACGACAGAGCAGGAGAGGAAGUACACCCUGAGGAGCUCGGGGCGGCCGCGCUUCCCAAGCCACCUGCGCAAAUCCAGCAGGCUCCGCCGCACCUCCGAAAGCACAAGGGAGCGGCAGGACGACGAGAUCCUAGAGAUACUGGAUGAGGAGGAGAGAGCGGUAGUAGUGAAGAGAGAGGAGAGACCAGUAGUGGAGAAGAGGCCAGUAGUGAAAAGAGAGGAAAGACCUGUCAUAAAGAGAGAGGAGAGACCUGUGGUAAAGACGGAAGAGAGACCGGUAGUGAAAAGAGAAGAGAGACCGGUAGUGAAAAGAGAGGGGAAGGCGUGGAGAGGAGGACACGGAGGAAGGCUAGGAUUAGGAGGGGUGGUAGAGCGGCUGAAAACAGAGCGAGUUCCCGAGGUUUCUCCUCCUCCUCUUCCUCCUCUUCCUCUUCCUCCUCAUCCUGCUUUCCCUCCUCAUCCUGCUUUCCCUCCUCAUCCUCGCCCCCGCCCUGCUCCCCCUCGCCCAGCGAUCGGCCACCCUCACCCUCGCCCGCCCCAGUUCGGCACCCCGACCCCUUGCAUCCCGCGCAGCCUCGCCGAGUGCCCCAUCUGCCCGCCGCACAUCAAGCGCAAGGGCCGCUUCAUGGGCACCCGCCGCAUCGUGGUGAAGGUGCCCCGCAUCCCCGUGCACCUCAGCCGCCGCCAGAAGAGCUACAAGAUCUCCUCUCUGGAGCCGGUGGGCCCAUGGGCACCAGCAGGGGGCGGCAAGGAGGCCAACGCCUCGGGCCCGCCGGGCGCGCCGGGGACACCGGGUGAGGGAGGAGGAGGAGGGCCUCCGCGCGAGCCCACCGCCCUGCUGCGCAUGAAGAACAACGGCAAGAGUGUCAUGGUGAUGUUCCCGCCGGGAGAGCUGCCUGUGAUCCUGAAGCGGCGCCGGGGGCGGCCCCCAAAACAGGCGCUGCCCGGGCAACCCGACCUGAAGGAGACCAGAGCGGCCGCUGCAGCCAUCGCAGCCGCCGGGGGCAACGGAGAACCGGUCAAAAAGCCGCGCCGACGAAGACGGGUGAAGCUGCCGUCCCCUCAGCCGUGCUACGUGACUGAGACCAAUGACGCAUGCGGCGAGUAUGCAGACGUCUUGUCCAAGCUGGCAUUCCUGACUCGGCAGCCUCCGCCCACCGGGCGCUGCUCCCCGCCGCGAUGCUGGACGCCCACGCAGCCAGAGAGUGCCAACGCCGUGCCCCCGAACCCUGGCCUACCCGCCCUCCUCCAGAAGCUCUCAGGGUUUCGGAAGAGGGGCGGCAGAGGGGGCGGUGGCGGUUUACGCGGUGGUGCGGCAGGACUCGGGGGCAAAGACAACAAAAGCUCCUUCUGUGAGUUUUUUGAGACCAUUGGAAAGAAGCGGAAAGCCGUGCCUGAGCCGGGUACGCCGCGGGGCAAGCGAGGCAAAGGGGCCGCCGGAGCCGGGCUGAGCAGGGCGGCGCUAGCAGAAAAGAUCCAGGCGGGCGAAAUGAUGGACCCCAUGGCCCCUCCUGGUGAGAAGCCGCCGCGUAAGCGACGCCAGCGCAAAAACGGACAGCUGAAGGGCGGACAGGGUAGCUUGUCUGGCGACGACUGGGCCAAUGGCAGCAUGGGGUGGGGCGAGGGGAAGCGCACACCCGAAAGGUACAGCCUCAUGUCCUGCUCUGAGGGGAGAGGCAGUAGUGCCGGCGGGAUGUACGGCAGCCCAGGUGUGCAGAGCAGCAGUGGCGGCGAUGACGCACAGGGACUGUUUGCCGGCUACUUCCGCUCGCUGCUCGACUCGGACGACUCCUCGGACCUAGUGGACAUGUCCAGCCCCGCCGGCCACAGCAAGACGCCUGUGGGGUUCGAGGGUUCCCCGCACCGCUGGUCCCCUGCCUUCCCCAAAUGUAGCCCAAAGGGCCAGAGCACUCCCACGGGCGAGGCCGGGGGCCUGCCUCAGACCAAAAGCAGCGGGGGCAGCAGCACCCCCGCCAGGCCCUCCUCCUACCCCUACGGACAGAUAUCUCCAACCACGCCCACCUACUCCAAGACCUCCGCGCUCUCCCAGGCCCGCUCGCCCAGCUCUACGCACCCAUCGGCGGGCUACAGCCCUUUCCCUUCCGGCUACAACAUCAGCGGCAGCGGUGCGCAACACCCACACAUGUCUUCAGGCGUUAUGGGCUCACCCAGCCAGGCACAGCAGAGGGGGAGUGAGUGCAGUUUUGGGUUCGGGCCGACAAAGGCCUCGUCCUCCCCCUCGUCCCAGUGCUCGAUGGCCUACGCCGGCUACCAGCAAGUAGCCAAGUGCGGCUACGGGUCCUACAGCCCGGGCCACUCCGCCAUGAUGAGGGGUGAGGGAAACGGCCCCACGUCGCCCGGGGGAGGGGGUUACAUGAUGAUGUCCAAAUCCGGCCACCACCAUGCUACCUCCUCCUCCUCCGCUGCUGCGUCUCCACAUGAAGAGUACCGGCAGUACGCGGGUCAGUGGGGCUACCACCACCGACAGCAGCAGCAGCAGCAACAGCAGCAGAUGUGGGGAGGCGGUGCCGCCAGUGGCGUGGAGGGUUUCAUGGGGAGCCACAGCUACCACGGCUACGCUGAGUACGCCGGCGGCGGUGGCGGCGUCCCCACCACGUCACCAGAGUCCAAGGACAUCCUGGACAUUUCCAAUUACACGCCGCAGAAGGCCAAGCAGCAGACACGGCCGUGCUUGGACACGCUUUCCGAGUCGUCAUCGGACUCAUCGCACAUCAGCGGAGGAGGGGGAGGAGGCGGAGGGGGACGCGGCCCCCCACCGUCGUCAUCGUACAGGCAACAGAGGGAGAUGCCGGUCAUGCCGAUGGAGAGCCAGUCCAGCCUGUCGAGCCUGGAGAAGCUGAUGAUGGACUGGAACGAGAGCUCCACAGGGCCAGCAUACAGCUGGAGCCAGAGCAUGCUGUUCCAAGGUGGGGGCGGCGGCAACAGCUGUGGUGGUGGUGGUGGUGGUGGUGGUGGCGGAGGGGGGUCCACCAAGCAAGGUCGUGGACGGAGGAAACACAGCGAGAGUCCGCAUGGUGAGAAGGAGACCUGCUCACCUGCAACGGUCACACCAGGGUCGCCCGUGAGCCCUUCCUCCCACGGCCCGCCGGCCAAACGCGGAGGGGGCGGAGGCAGAGGGUCCAGGGGUGCCCGGGGAGGCCGGUACGGCUACUCGCCCUGCCAGAGGGAACGAUCCACGCCCAAAUCCAAGAUGGCGGCUCAGAAGUCUCCUCCGCGGAGCAUGUUCCAGGACACACUGGAUUACUACAGCGGAGACAGCAGCAGCCUGUCCCCCAUGAGUCAUGGCCCUGAGACCUGCGAGUAUCCGUCUCCGUACUCGGGCCACAGCUCCACGGCGUCGUCUGACGAGCGCAUCUCGCAGAUCUACCCCAGCGAGACUACCUCCCUCUCGCCCAGCCCGUCCAUGCAACUCGACAUCCUGAAACCCUACCCUAAACCCGCCCAGUCACAGGCUCCCCACACCCAGUACUGCCCCUCAUCCUCCUCUAGGACAUUUAGCCCCACCCCGUCCCCGACGACGCCCCGCCUCAUGCCCCAGCAAUGUGGGGGCUCGUCCGGGAGCAAGGAGCCCAUCUCGCAGUAUGACUCACCCCGCUACAGCUCCCCGUCCCCGUGCUGGUACAACCCCCACGCCUACGAGGAUCCCCGGACGCCCCCGACCACCGCCAAACGAGACGUGGUACCAUCCACCCUGUCCAUGAUGAGCCCAGGCCUGAGGGCCGUCCCCCAAUCCCCCUACCAUACCCCUUCUCCCUCCGUACAACGAGGAGGUGGCCCUCACUCGGACGUGGGGGACCCUGAGGAGUAUGGGUACCCUCGAGGGGGCGUACUGUGCCAGCUGCUCGACCAGACCAGCGAGGACUGCUUCACCAGCCUCUAGACAACAACAACAGGUCUCCAUGGCAAUGUGUGCGGCACAGCUGAUAUGGACGACAUCUUGCUCAUUUUUACUCCUUUUUUAAAAAAAGAAAAAAAGACUGAAGAAAAGAUACAGAGGAGAACA
Molecule: messenger RNA, 5628 nt
Organism: Engraulis encrasicolus (European anchovy)
Lineage: Eukaryota; Metazoa; Chordata; Actinopteri; Clupeiformes; Engraulidae
Gene: ahdc1
Product: AT hook, DNA binding motif, containing 1
Exons: 5
Coding region: 739-5505 (1588 amino acids)
Source: RefSeq, a predicted model, not a curated record